UAUCCAUAUUGCACCAACUCCUACGUCAUUUCCUAUUUGAAUGUGCUUCAGCGCCCUCCCUGGUUUCCCCGUGCGUGUUUGGUCUUCCCAUUCAAACGGAGGAGCUAAAUCACAAUGGCCGCCCAGGAUGUGAGACUCAACCAUACCAUUUACAUAAAUAAUUUGAACGAGAAGAUUAAAAAAGAUGAGCUGAAGAAGUCUUUGUAUGCCAUCUUCUCCCAGUUCGGGCAGAUUCUUGACAUCUUGGUGUCCCGCACCCUAAAGUUGAAGGGUCAAGCUUUUGUUAUUUUCAAGGAGAUCAACAGUGCCUCCAACGCCCUCAGGUCUAUGCAGGGCUUCCCCUUCUAUGACAAACCCAUGCGUAUCCAGUAUUCGAAGAUGGACUCAGAUAUCAUCGCCAAGAUGAAGGGCACAUACGUGGAACGGGACCGCAAGAAGGAGAAGAGGAAGCCCAAGCCAGCGGAGGCCCCUGUGGCCAAGAAACCGGUCCCCGCGGGCGCCCCACCUGCAGCCAUGGGCCCGGGAGUACCUGCCGCCAUGCCGGGUAUGCCACCCAUGACUCAGGCCCCCAGGAUGAUGCCAAUGCCAGGUCAGCCCCCGUACAUGCCACCACCUGGUAUGAUGCCUCCCCCCGGCAUGGCUCCCGGCCAGAUGCCUCCUGGUGCCAUGCCACCCGGUCAGAUGAUGCCAGGCCAAAUGCCCCAUGCGCAGGCGGUUUCAGAGAACCCCCCAAAUCACAUCCUUUUCCUCACAAACCUCCCCGAGGAGACGAACGAGCUCAUGUUGUCCAUGCUCUUCAACCAGUUCCCUGGCUUCAAAGAAGUGCGUCUUGUUCCGGGCCGCCACGACAUCGCCUUUGUGGAGUUUGAUAAUGACGUGCAGGCAGGUGCCGCCCGCGAAGCGCUUCAGGGCUUUAAGAUCACACAGACCAACUCGAUGAAGAUCUCAUUUGCCAAGAAAUGAGACUUCUUGCAUUGCAUAAAUGCUGUACAACCCUCCCAUAAGUCAAACACUCAAAGCAGAUUUUUACUGGUAUAUUGAUAACUGGUCCAAAAUCUUUAACAGAAUUGUGAACGCUGUUAAAGGUAAAUAUGCAUAGAUGCUGCAGUCAGUCUGGGUCAAUUGCAGCAGGCUGACAUUGACAUGUGAAUUAGAAAUUACUUUUCUCCAUUUCCCGAGACGAGGUCUGGGUAGAAAGGAAAUUGGCGAAACGCUUCCCAAAAUAAUGCUAUGACCAGCUACAAUAGAUUCUACGAACUAAGAAGUGUUGUCUUACGAGUUGUAUCGUGUUGUCAGAUUUUAUUUUUUUCCUGUCAUCUCCUUGCCUUGAAGAGCAACAUCUACCGGUAUGUUAUGGUUUGUAAGUACGCAUUUCCCUUGGAUUUUUACUCUUUGUUGAUUUUACAAGCAUUGCACCCAGGGUCUGGUUUGCCAGACAUUGUACCUGGAGCUUUUGUUUUUUAAUUAAAAUGUUUUUUUAAUAUACUGGAA
Messenger RNA from Engraulis encrasicolus (European anchovy), 1491 nucleotides. RefSeq names its product small nuclear ribonucleoprotein polypeptide A (gene snrpa). Lineage: Eukaryota; Metazoa; Chordata; Actinopteri; Clupeiformes; Engraulidae. The transcript is spliced from 7 exons. Gene Ontology annotation, biological process: mRNA splicing, via spliceosome. The record is from RefSeq and is a predicted model, not a curated record. Gene Ontology annotation, cellular component: U1 snRNP. Gene Ontology annotation, molecular function: U1 snRNA binding. Bases 115 to 963 code for a protein of 282 amino acids.